AUGUCCAUGGACAUCGAUGUCAAUGAUGUCGCGGAAGAGGAGGUGCCGACGUGGGGAAAAUGCCCGCAGAUGUACCUCUCGUACGGCACCGCCACUCGCAACGACCGGCUCCCGAUGCUGAAGGACGCCGUCGCCGCCGUGAAGUCGUUCACGGUGCUGUCCCCGCCGAUGGGACUUGAUUUUUUCGGGGUCUUCGACGGGAUCUUGGGCGCCAUGUACGCCAAGCACAUGGGAGAGCGGCUGCACGUCGUCGUCGCUGAGAAGAUUAAGCGGGACCUGCUCGCCCAGGCCCCGCGGGCUCAAAACGACGUCGAGGACUGGUGGAAGACAGUCAUCGUGGACGCUGUCCGCGUGGUGGACAAAGAGGUGCUCAUCGGUGGCGGUAGUGGCAUCGAUGCUCCUGCGCGCGUCGGCUCCGGGGCUCUCGUCGUGCUGGUUCUCGAAGACUACUUCGUGCUCGCCAACCGCGGCGCUUCUAGGGCCGUGAUCUACCGCGGCUAUGAGGCCGUGCCGCUCACCCCCGAGCACGCGCGUAUGCCACAAAAUGGAGGAGGUGAUGUGGUUGGAUCUACCAGCAGACUUGAAGCCAUUAUGCGUCGUCACGCUUUUCGGAGCUCAAAGUCUAGAGCUACUGUCCGUAGGCUUGCUGUCCCGGAUCCUGAGGUCGUCGCGGUGAAGCGGAAGCCAGGGGACAAGUUCCUGAUCCUGGCCACCCGUGGGCUCUGGGACGUCGUCGCUCCAAGCGACGCAUGCGCCUUCAUCGAGAGAAGAUUGAGCGUGCCACGGAUCAUCAGGGAGUGGGACAAGAAGCCAACAAACAAUAGCGGCCCUCCCUAUGCGAAGGCACUUGCCAAUGAGUUGGCCGCGCACGCGAUCAGCAAGGGCACCAAGUGCAACGUGAACAUCAUCGUCAUACUGCUCAAGAAUUUUUGGGAUCUUCCCUGA
Triticum turgidum subsp. durum (durum wheat) is the source of this 945-nucleotide messenger RNA. NCBI's taxonomy places the organism in Eukaryota, Viridiplantae, Streptophyta, Magnoliopsida, Poales, Poaceae. The record is from the annotation of a GenBank genome assembly.